Betta splendens (Siamese fighting fish) is the source of this 2988-nucleotide messenger RNA. Its product is annotated as neuronal acetylcholine receptor subunit alpha-9-II. NCBI's taxonomy places the organism in Eukaryota, Metazoa, Chordata, Actinopteri, Anabantiformes, Osphronemidae. The coding region runs from base 1231 to 2940 and encodes 569 amino acids. Gene Ontology annotation, molecular function: acetylcholine-gated monoatomic cation-selective channel activity; transmembrane signaling receptor activity. The transcript has 6 exons. Gene Ontology annotation, cellular component: postsynaptic membrane; synapse; neuron projection. The record is from RefSeq and is a predicted model, not a curated record. Gene Ontology annotation, biological process: chemical synaptic transmission; signal transduction; monoatomic ion transmembrane transport.
UCUCUUACAGUCUAGCUUGUUUUUAGUUGCUGUAAUGAUGCAUGCAGGUGUUCAGCAUCCAACGUACAGUGAACCUAUUUGGCUGUGCAUGUAUUUGAAUAACAACUAGGAGGAGGCACUAAAUUAACAAGGACAAAGAGAAUCUGGAUGUGCCAGCGUCUGUGUAGCCAGUGGAACCCAUAAGCAUGAACAUUUUAGAUUUUGAAUGUUGCUCACUGCUGUUUCAUUGGCUCCGGUAGUUUUUAAGCAUAUUUAGAGCUUCCACGAGACAGUAAUACGUGCACGCGCAUAUAGUGAGAAACUGAUGGUGAGCACCAUCUGCCAACAGAUGGCCUGCUUACUAGCAUGUUGUGCCAUGGUGGAGCGGUCCAAGAAUCCUUUACUAGAAUCAGAGCAUUAUUCAGCCUUCAUACGAGGACAGGCUGUGACUAGAAUUGGAGUCACUAUCCAGCAGACAGCAGUACAGAACAUUUAACUGUGCAACGGUUUAAGUGAAAGAUGAUGUGUGCUGAAGAAUCUACAAUGUUUAUUUUCUUUUUCAGUUCUCCUAGUUAAUGUAUUAUUUUCAUGCUGCGCCUCGGCCUCAGCGUAGUCCUCAUAUUACAGCCGCAGGAAUAAGAAACGUUACUCUUGGGGGAAAUGCAGACAUAUUUUCUUGUGAUUUUUAAUUAAAAGCAAAUUGCUUCUAGUGCCCACUGAUCUUUUUUUUCCCACGGCCUUUACUGUUUUGUAUUAAAAUUCAAAGUUCAUAUAUAUUUUUAAAUAAAUUGAAUGUAAAACUUUAAGGGUCCAACUUCAAGCAUAUUUCUAAUUCUAGCCUCAUUUUGCAGCUAUAAUGUGGAUGCAGGAACAGACCUUUGUUUAGCUGAUGGAUAAAGUGAGUCAUUCAUUAUUUCCUAGUAGCGUGUUGCAGGGGCGAACCACCAGUCCACACGGCUGCAGGCAUUUGAUUGAUGUGAAUUGCUGGGUUUGUCGUGAGGUGGUGAUCCGUGGGCAUCCUGUUUCUGCGUGUGGCGCUGUCAUGUGAUAGCCGGGGUUUUAUUCCGUGUCCCAGUGAGCGGGCUUACUGCCUCCCCUGCCAAGCUGUAAGAGCUGGCUUGAACGCGAUGACGACCAGAUGAAACGGUGCUCUGCUAUCUGCUACCAAGUUCAAUUGGGGUUGAAUGGCCAUCAUGUAGGUCUGCUAAGAACAGAAACCCAAGGACCUGAAGCUGCUGGAUUUCUUCUUCGAUGCUUUCAGAAAUGCUCAACAUUGUUCCGCUCGUCUAUCUAGUGAUGCUGCUGCCUGAAGUGGCUCACUCAGCUCAGGGUCACUAUGCACAGAAACUGCUAAAUGAUCUGAUGGAGAAUUAUUCCAGUUCCCUGCGGCCUGUGGAGGACACGGACAGUGCCCUCAAUGUCACCUUACAGAUCACGCUCUCUCAGAUCAAAGACAUGGAUGAGAGGAACCAGGUGCUGAUUGCCUACCUGUGGAUCAGGCAGACAUGGCAUGACGCUUACCUCAAAUGGAAUAAAGAGGACUAUGAUGGACUGGAUGUGAUCCACAUCCCCAGCAGCCUGGUGUGGAGGCCUGACCUAGUCUUGUAUAACAAAGCAGAUGAUGACUUCUCGGGGCCGAUGGACACCAAUGUGAGACUGCGCUACAACGGAGAGAUCACCUGGGAUGCUCCUGCCAUCACCAAGAGCUCCUGUGUGGUGGAUGUCUCCUACUUCCCCUUUGACAGCCAGGACUGUAACCUAACGUUUGGUUCCUGGACCUACAAUGGCAACCAGGUAGACAUCAUUAUGGGCAUGGACAGUGGUGACCUGUCAGACUUUGUGGAAAACGUGGAAUGGAAGUGCCGCGGGAUGCCAGCCACCAAGAACGUCAUCAUGUACGGCUGCUGCUCGGACCCGUAUCCAGACAUCACGUACACCGUGCGACUGCAGCGUCGCUCCUCCUUCUACAUCUUCAACCUCCUCCUCCCCUGCUUCCUCAUCUCCUUCCUGGCCCCGCUGGGGUUCUACCUGCCCGCGGACUCCGGGGAGAAGGUUUCUCUCGGAGUGACGGUUCUCCUGGCUCUCACCGUGUUCCAGCUGAUGGUGGCUGAGAGCAUGCCUCCAUCAGAGAGUGUGCCGCUUAUAGGAAAGUACUACAUUGCCACUAUGACCAUGGUCACAGCCUCCACAGCUCUCACCAUCUUCAUCAUGAACAUCCACUUCUGUGGUGCUGAGGCCAAGCCGGUCCCUCACUGGGCAAAAGUCCUCAUCAUCGACUACAUGUCCAAGAUUUUCUUUGUUUAUGAGGUGGGUGAGAAUUGCACCUCUGCCUCCUCUCCUUCCUCCUCUGCUUUUUCGUCUGUUGCGUCCCCACAGGAUGACAUCUGUCACCAGCACCAGAGCUCCCACAUUCACGCAAAUGGAAAACCAAAGAGUCACGGUAGCCGCAAGGACCAGCAGAAUCACAGGUACCCCAGGCCCCAGACCCCGAAGCCACAGCACCACCCCAGAGUGAGGGUUCAGCACCACAUCACCAGAGAGGAGAGGAGCCACCUUUCCAGCUUUGCACCUGGAAAGUAUGAAGGCUCUAAUGGUAAAAUUCGAACCGAUGACCAGAAGGUCCCCUGUUGUCCUGAAGACCAAAAGAUUCCCUGCUGCCCAGAAGACAAAACGCCUCUCCCUCAGGGCCCCACUGUAACCUUUGGCCCCUGUGUGUUCUGUGCACAUGGCAGUGACAUCCCUGGUGUGGACACCAAGCUGGUACGAAAUGUGGAGUAUAUCGCCAACUGUUUCAGAGAGCAGAGGGCCACAUGUGCCAAGGGGGCCGAAUGGAAGAAGAUCGCUAAGGUGAUGGACAGGUUUUUCAUGUGGAUCUUCUUCAUUAUGGUUUUCCUUAUGAGCAUUCUCAUCAUCGGCAAGGCACCAGGACCAAGCACUAAUCCAGAAAGCUCCACUGUUUAGACUAAUAACUGUGUUAAUACAUUGACAAACAGUAAAAAAACAAAUUUA